Colletotrichum tamarilloi is the source of this 1656-nucleotide messenger RNA. RefSeq lists its product as uncharacterized. NCBI's taxonomy places the organism in Eukaryota, Fungi, Ascomycota, Sordariomycetes, Glomerellales, Glomerellaceae. The transcript is spliced from 3 exons. The record is from RefSeq and is a predicted model, not a curated record. Gene Ontology annotation, biological process: NLS-bearing protein import into nucleus. Gene Ontology annotation, cellular component: cytoplasm; nucleus; nucleoplasm. The coding region runs from base 1 to 1656 and encodes 551 amino acids. Gene Ontology annotation, molecular function: protein binding; nuclear import signal receptor activity.
AUGGCUGAUCGAUACAUCCCCGAACAUCGCCGUACCAACUUCAAGGCGAAGAGCACCUUCAAGCCUGAGGAGCUUCGUCGUCGCAGAGAGGAGCAGCAGGUCGAGAUUCGCAAGGCGAAGAGAGAGGAGAACUUGGCCAAGCGUCGUGGCAUUGGCUCUGGCGAAAACAGACCCGGCGCUUCCCUCGGAGCCGCUCCUGACAGCGAUGACGAUACCGCUCCUACUGAAUCCCAGCUUAAUGAGGAUCUCCCCCAGAUGGUUCAGGGCGUCUUCUCAGAGCAGAUUGACCUCCAGAUCCAAGCGACCACCAAGUUCCGAAAGCUGCUGUCCAAGGAGCGCAACCCUCCUAUCGAAGAGGUCAUCAAGACCGGCGUUGUCAGCCGCUUCGUAGAGUUCCUCCGAUCGCCUCAUACACUCGUCCAAUUCGAGGCCGCCUGGGCGUUGACCAACAUCGCUUCCGGUUCCGCCACGCAGACUCAGGUUGUCAUCGAGGCUGGUGCAGUCCCCAUCUUCGUCGAGCUCUUGGCAAGCCCUGAGCCCGAUGUGCGUGAACAGGCUGUUUGGGCCCUGGGCAACAUCGCCGGUGACAGCCCUCACUGCCGCGACUACGUCCUCAGCUGCGGUGCCCUGAAGCCUCUCUUGGCCCUUCUCGGAGACAGCCGUAAGCUUAGUAUGCUCCGCAACGCCACCUGGACCCUCAGCAACUUCUGCAGAGGCAAGACCCCUCAGCCCGACUGGAACACUAUUGCCCCCGCUCUUCCUGUGCUUUCUAAGCUUGUCUACUCCCUUGACGACGAGGUUCUGAUCGACGCCUGCUGGGCCAUUUCAUACUUGUCUGACGGAUCCAACGACAAGAUUCAGGCCGUCAUCGAGGCUGGUAUCCCCCGCCGCCUGGUCGAGCUCCUCAUGCAUGCCUCCACCUCCGUCCAGACGCCCGCUCUCCGCUCCGUUGGUAACAUUGUCACUGGCGACGAUGUUCAGACGCAGGUGAUCAUCAACUGUGGUUCUCUGCCUUGCCUCCUCUCGCUUCUCAGCUCCAACAAGGAUGGCAUCCGCAAGGAGGCUUGCUGGACCAUUAGCAACAUCACCGCUGGAAACUCCGCCCAGAUCCAGUCGGUCAUUGAUGCCAACAUCAUCCCCCCUCUCAUUCAUCUCCUGUCAAAUGGCGACCUGAAGACCCGCAAGGAGGCCUGCUGGGCCAUUAGCAACGCGACAUCAGGAGGCCUGCAAAAGCCGGAACAGAUCCGCUACCUGGUCGCUCAGGGCUGCAUCAAGCCUUUGUGCGAUCUGUUGGCCUGCCCCGACAACAAGAUCAUCCAGGUUGCUCUGGAUGGUUUGGAAAAUAUUCUCAAGGUUGGCGACCUGGACAAGCAGGCCGCAGGUGAGGGGCCCGACUCUGUCAACCGUUACGCUUUGUUUAUCGAGGAGUGCGGUGGCAUGGAGAAGAUUCACGAUUGCCAGACCAACGCCAACGAGGAGAUCUACAUGAAGGCGUACAACAUUAUCGAGAAGUACUUCUCUGAUGAGGAGGAGAACGCGGAUGAGGGCAUGGCCCAGGGCACCGGUCCCAACGGUACCUUUGGAUUCGGCACCAACGCCGCUCCCCAGCAGGGUGGCUUCAGCUUCGCCAAUGGCGGCGAUUCGAUGGACAUGUAA